GCCAGCAGCUGACAGUAGUAAUUCAGUCAGCGUCCGUCCAUCCGUUUCAGUCAGUUUCAGUUUAUUGCAGUUGCAGAUUAGGUGUGGAGAUAAGAAGUCGCUCUACAAGACAAGGAGCUGUAUUUCAAAAUGGCCGAAUCGGAGAAUGCUGCCGCUGACAACACCCUGGACCUACUGUUGGAAGAGAGUACACUCAAGUUGCCCAAGCCAUCCUGCCUUUCGGGUUUAACCAACGUCAUGGCUGAUUAUUACAACUUCUAUGUUCAACCUCUGAUUGAUUUUGAUUUUAGUUAUAAAGCAGAAGAGUGGGAGGUCCCGUAUGACGCCCUUAGCGAGAUGGAAUAUGUCGGCGCAGGCGCAUUUGGCAAAGUGUACUCGGCCAAGUUGAGGGGCGAAGUGGUGGCUGUCAAAAUCCCGGAGGAUAAGCGUGAAACUGAUAUGAUUUACCUAAGGGAGCUACGCCAUGAAAACAUCGUCCGGUUCCGCGGCGUCUCCACCAAGGGCCCAAAAUAUUGCAUCGUAAUGGAAUUCUGCCAGUACGGAUCGCUAUACAACUUCCUGCACAGCGCUCGCGUGAACAUUGGCCGCACCCUGCAGUGGGCCAAACAGAUCGCAACGGCAUUAGCAUAUCUACAUGCCCGAAAUAUAAUCCACCGCGAUCUGAAGAGCCCCAAUGUACUGAUCGCGGACAACCUUGUGUGCAAGGUGAGCGACUUUGGAACAUCAAGAAAGUGGGAAAAGUUCAGCUUAGUCAUGACUACACGGGGCACGACGUACUGGAUGGCCCCUGAACUGAUGCUAGGCAAGAAAUGUUCAGACAAGGUUGACGUCUGGUCGUAUGGCGUUGUGCUGUGGGAGCUGUUGACCCAGGAGGUGCCAUAUGAGGACCUGCACCCUUGUGCAGUGACGUACGGAGUGGGCAGGGAGAAGCUGUCCCUGCCCGUGCCUUCAACUUUCCCCAUGCAUCUGAAGGUCCUGAUCCAACAUUGCUGGAACCGUCAGCCGAAAUGCAGGCCCUCGUUCACCCGCAUCACUGAGGUGUUGACCGUCGCCAUUGAUCAGUAUGGUUGGCUGCGAGACGACCUCUUCACCACCAUGCAGGACAGCUGGCGACAGGAAGUCCAGCUGGUCAAGAAAAAUGGCUGGCAAGCCGCGCCACCUCCGGAGCCGGUCGUGGAUGAGCCUCCAAAGCAGAACAACUUCCUCCACAAGAAGAUCAUGCGGGAGGCCACGAAGAUGUACAUGGACGCGUGCGCAUUGUACCUGCGCUUGGAGCAAAGAGAGAGGGCCAUUGCAGAACGGGAGAAGGCGAACAACAUGGCCAGCUUCAAGAGUCGCCUCGACCGACGGCAGCGCUCGUCGUCCACAUCGUCCGGCCUCACUGCUGCGCAAUUGACGGUCGUCAAACUUCAACAGAGCGUCAACCACAAAGUGCGCACGGUCACCCGACUCGCCAACAUGGCGUCGCUCCCAGAUGACGUCACAACACAACGUCGCAGGUCCCGAUCGACGCCCAGAAGCGAAACCAAAACGAACGAUUUAAACGGCCAUUUUAAUAAACAAAUCCCAAUAAAUACCGAACUGGCAAUCACCUGCAAUGAUAAUGCGAACGAUGUUGACAAGUACAUCGAACCGGUCGCUGUUUAAUUUCCAUGCCUAGUUUAAUUAGGUACCGAAUUUAAUUUAUCGCAAUUAAAAAAAAAAACAAUAGUUAUAUGAUAUUUCAAUGUUAGUUUAAUAAUAUUGUAUUUGUAGCUCUGAAUGUGCAUUUAUAUGCCAGGAAAAGUUAAAUAUUUGAUGUCUAUUUAAAUAUCGAAUUACAUGUAAUGGAAAUUGAAAAAAAAAGCCUAACGCAGUAGUCUUUUUGACAGAAGAAGAAUAAAUGGUGGUAAAUUAAGUAUUAUGUCAAGUAACCGAAUUAAGUGGACGGUAAUUUAGGAAAAUUUAAAAAGAAAAAGGUUGAGACAAAUAUUUUUAAUAGCAGUUGUAAGAUGAAAAAUCAUAACUUAUUAACUGUCUAAAUAUAUGAAAAUAUAAGUAGUAACUUUUGAAAUACUGUGUCGUUUGUCGACAUGAAUAUAUUUUCGUAGUAAAAUAAAACAGAUAAAAAAUGUAUGUCAUAAGAUAUGAUAAUUGUAAACCACAUUUAGUUAAAAGUAAACUUGUGUAACAACGCUUGUUAGCGAAUGGUUGUGUAUUUCCCAUCUCUUCAAGGCCUACUUCGUGCACAGUGGCGACCUCUUAAGGUUUUUUAUUAUAGGCAUAUAUAUAUAUAUAUAUAUAUAUAUAUAUAUAUAUAUAUAUAUAUAUAUAUAUAUAUAUAUUUGUAUAUUAUGCUUCAUUGAUUCGAUGAAGAAGUCGAUAAAUGCUCACGUCAUUUUUUUACUUUUUUUUUAUAAAUAAGUAUUUUUUAUUUUUAUUUAAUAUAGUUUCACAUCAGUAUCAUUUUAGGAAGAUUGUAUCAAAUUUGACAUGUAAGACUUACAUUUGACAUUAAAUAUAAGACUAAGGGCCCGUUUCUCCAUCUUCUGAUAACAUAUUGUGUAAUCAGAUAGAUUAAAUCUGCUGAAGUUAUUUGCCAGUUAGCAACACUUGUGCGACAAAUUUUUUUAAUGAUUAUCUGUUCGUUGUGUUUAUCAGUUCGGUACGGCUAUCAGGUACUUUAUCAGCGAUGAAACAGGCCCCAAAAAGUGUAAAUAAAAUAAUCGGUCUGAUUCUGAAAACCCGCCAAUUUUUUGUAUUGUAUUAAUAUUUUUUAUUUUUAUUGUUACGUCGCGUAUCGGCAUUGUUUUAGUUCGUUCUUAUCAUGUACAUAACUGAUCACAUAAUUCCAAGAUUGUGAUAUAUAUUUUUUAAUAUCUGUUUGUUGUAGUAAAAAGUAAACUACGAACAUAGCACUCAAUCACAGAGAAUAGAUCUCGAUAAAUUUCUGUGCACUCAUGCGCAUGAUAAAUGAAACACAGGACAAACUCCGAAAUGAGUGAAUAUAAUAACUUGAAAUAUAUAUUUCAUAACUUAUGUCAUUUUUUCAGCGACUAAUUUACAGAUAAAGCCGGCAUUUUGUAUGGAAUUAUAAAGUAUAUAAAAACGCGCACGCGUACGCGAUACGCAGUCAUUUUGAUGACAGGUUGAUGUCGUGCACUUUUGACAGAUGAGUUUCGUACCAAAGAUUUAUGGCUAUUUUUAAGUUUACGCUUAGUUUUUUACAGAAAUAAUUAUUUAUAUUAUUAUUAUAUUAUUUUUACUUAAUAUUUGUAGCCUUUAACUAGUCUUCUUUUUAUUAAUUUAAUUUUGUUAUACGUUUAUUAAGAAUAUCGUUACCUUGAAAAUAUAAAUAAAUACAUAAGGACAAAUUACACAGAUUGAGCUAGCCCCAAAGUAAGUUCGAGACUUGUGUUAUGGGAUACUAACUCAACGAUACUAUAUUCUAUAACAUAUAAACAUAUAGAUAAACAUUCAAGACCCAGAUCAAUCUGAAAAAGAUCAUUUUCCAUGUUGCCCUGACCGGGAAUCGAACCCGGGACCUCCAGUGUAGCAGUCCGGCGUGAUGACCAUUAGGCCACGGAGGUCGUCUAAUAAUAUGAACACUAAAUGUUUGUAGGACAUUAAUAAAACUACUAUUAAACCUCAUUUUUACGUGAUGUGAAUUUCAUGCCUAAUUUAUAAUGUAAUUUAUGAAUUCUAGUCCUAUUUGUUUUUGUUUUUUUUUAUUAAUUAGGAAUUAAAGUCAUAAUUAAAAAAAAGUGAUAGGUACGUAAAAAAUAUUUUUAUUUUAAAGUCCCACUAAGAUUGUGAAAAUUCCGAAUUAAAAAAAUCUAAGACUUUAAGUGUAUCAAACAACACUGAUAAUCCCUUUUAUACUCUUAUUUUUUUGUAUAUACCACCCAUCAUAGUCACUUUUCGAUUGAUUUGCGCACGCGCAUGUUUGAAUGAUAUUUAGAUUGUUUGUGACAUGUUAUGUCACUUUGCCAUGCUAUUGGCAGUAAGUGUGAUUAAACUUAAGAAACUGUCUUUAAUUUCAACAAUUGAAGAUAAUAAAGUGAGAUAGAAUAAUCAUAAUAUUUUUACAAGCUAAUUUAUUAUUAGAUCUAGUCUCUAUAUUUAAGUCUAGUCUCUAGUUAGGUCCAUUUGUUUGACUAUUUAGUUUAGUAGUGUGUAUACGACUUGUUGUCACUAAGGUCGCGUCAGAUACCUUUAGGCGACUUGAAUAAAACCUGACACUAGUGUUGUUGCUUGAAAAAGAGAAGUCUAGUUUUGAGUGGAGUUUUUGAAGCAUUAUAAACGGACAAUGCUCGUAUGAAUUACUACUGACUGAAUUGUUUCAUCAUAGAACUGUGUAUUAGCAUUUUGGUUGGAUGUUUCGGUAUAUUGUUCUAUAAAUUUGAGUAUAUUUUCAUGCCAGUGCAAUAAGUAGGCGUUUUUCUAUGUAAAUAAUGUAUAUUACUCUGCGUGCACGCACGUGUUUUCACAUUUCGUUCACUUCUAUUUAAUGUACCCGCAGUUGACACUAUAUCCCUAACGAUCAAGGUAAAACACAAUGUUAUAUUACUCAAUGUGUAGUUACAACAUGUCUGUAAUAGUUACAAUCCAGUCUAUAUUUAUGUAUCAGAUUGAAAUAAAGAUGUGAAAUUUU
Messenger RNA from Plodia interpunctella (Indianmeal moth), 4633 nucleotides. RefSeq names its product mitogen-activated protein kinase kinase kinase 13-A-like. Gene Ontology annotation, biological process: signal transduction; protein phosphorylation. NCBI's taxonomy places the organism in Eukaryota, Metazoa, Arthropoda, Insecta, Lepidoptera, Pyralidae. The record is from RefSeq and is a predicted model, not a curated record. Gene Ontology annotation, molecular function: protein kinase activity; ATP binding. Gene Ontology annotation, cellular component: cytoplasm. The transcript has 8 exons. Bases 130 to 1647 code for a protein of 505 amino acids.